AAAUUACCCAUAACAAUGUCGAGUUUGAAACAUCUGUUGUUUCUUUCUAAUUUUCUACAACGAACUCAUCUGCGAAAUGAUAUUUUUCAUAAUAGAACUUUCUCGCACUACGAAUGUUUACUCUACAGCGCUUCAUACAGGCUACCGGUAUCACCCUCACCUUUGGGGGCUAUGUUAUUGGGAAAGGGGAAAGCAUGACGGUCGUAUGAGGAAAUUGAAGCUUUUUAGGGAAAAUGAGCAGGACAUAGUGGCAGCACUAAUUAUUUACUGGUUACGUGAAGUACAAGGUACAAGUGGUACAAACCGACUAGGGAAAAACAUUUUUUUAACAAUAAAUUUUGUGUGAUGGCAUUUCAAUUCACAGCCCCAGAAGCAAUAAACACAGACGUCGCUAUCAACGAAAAUGAAAAAACUCAAGAAGCUGUAGCAGUGGAGGAGAAUAAUGCUAAAAGUUCCGAGCGCACGAGUUGCUUCUCAAAGUCAUGGAAAGGUAGUGACGUAAUUCUUCAAGUUGAAAGUAAAGAUAUUCAUGCUCAUCGUUUUAUUUUGUCGAUGCAAUGUGAUGUGUUUGAAGCCAUGUUUAACAGUGAAUACGCCGAGACAACGAAAGAAAAGGUCGAGCUGAAAGACGAUAAAUACGAGCCAAUGAUCGAUUUCUUGUUAUUAUUGUAUCCGGCCAAUAUGAUGAACGAGGAAGUGAAACUGCGCGACGAAAAUAUUCUACAAGUUCUCGAAAUAGCAGACAAAUAUGGAGCAAUAAAUGUUGUAAAGCAAUGCAUGAAGAAGGUAAGAAAGAUUCGACCAAAGACAGCGAUGCAUUUACUGCCGUAUGCUGCAAGAUUUAACCUACCGACGGAUGUUAUAACCGAUGUGAUUGUUCGCCAUGUUUCAGCGAAAGAUUUAAAGAGUUUUUUCACACGAAACUGAUACUGAUCUUUUUUUGCGGUCAGUAAUUAAAAAAUGUGAGCUUUUAGAGAGUAUUGUAGAACGAGGAAACACUUUAAUAAUUCAACUAAUUCAAAAUGUUCUACAAAAUUGCGAGACAACUCAGACAACUGCUUCCUGUCACGACAUGGGUUUUUCCUUGUCAAAUAGUUCGAGUAACACUCGAUACCUUGCCAGUAACAGCAUAGGAUCAAAAGGAAAACAGAAUAAAAUCAUAAAAUUUGCAUUACCCUCAGAUAAACGUGUGAACUGUUUGAAACAUGGUGUAGGUUAUCUCGAGGAUUUCAAUGAAGCGAGAAAAUGCGAGAAUUGUUUGUUGGCUUACGAGAAGAAUUACGUUGUUAAUUGUGCGAAGAGACUUGUUCAUUGGAACGAUAAGAAACUAUCCAUCCUUGAAUUACUUAAAGAUAGUGAUGACAUAACAGCAUAUAGAAACCCAGUGGGCAAAACAGCGCUGAAACAAUGGUCAUCUCGAAUGACUGAAUGAAAGAUCGUGUACCUCCGAAUUAAAUGUAAUACUAAAUACAAUGAUAAAUACAAUUAAUCAGUAAUUAAUAUAAUUCUAUCAGUCUCAAACUUAUUGUAAAUAGAUUUAAACUAUCAAUGAUUUGCGUUUAUAUCUAUAAAAAUCCACAUGCAAA
Xenia sp. Carnegie-2017 is the source of this 1586-nucleotide messenger RNA. RefSeq names its product BTB and MATH domain-containing protein 42-like. Gene Ontology annotation, molecular function: protein binding. Bases 346 to 927 code for a protein of 193 amino acids. The transcript has a single exon. NCBI's taxonomy places the organism in Eukaryota, Metazoa, Cnidaria, Anthozoa, Malacalcyonacea, Xeniidae. The record is from RefSeq and is a predicted model, not a curated record.